CUGGGAAGCCUGGAUCCGGCGACAUCCCCUCUGAUGAAGGCUCUGCUCGCACGGUGAUCUUGUGUAAAGCUGGACACACUGGACAGAAAGGAUCAGAUCAUAUAGAUAUAUAUUUUGGGGACAUUACAGUCCUCCGUGGAUUUUUGGCUCUGUGUUGUCUGUCUUUAUUUCCCCCGCUGUGGAUGUUACAGUGCAUUAUCUCGGUCUGAAUGAAGCUUUUAUUUUUUUCGGAUUUCCACGGCGCCGAAGCUGUUUCUGGGUGACUGCCGACUCUUUACUUGUGAAGUCGCGCGUUAUAAUUACAUUGCCGUUAUCUUAUGAGCUCCAUUCAUUUUUUUUUCAGGCGUAAUUUGUAUUUAAUUAUGUCAAACAAUGCCGCGGUUUUCUUGAACGCGUGUUAGUAAUUCGUGAGGACAAAUAGUGCGCGUUAAUUACAGCAUAAAAAGAGGGAAAGUUGGGCGCUCAAAGUUUUGCAGACUGUCGAUAUGGCUAUGGUGGCAUGGAGAAACACCGAGGGCGUCGGGGACACUCAGGGGACCCUCUCCUCCCCACUGUCCCAGGUCGCAUCUCUCUCUCUGCCCGCGGAACUGUCGGGACACAUGAACCCGGUGUCCUCUCUGGAAAUACCCCAGGCAGCAGCAGCAGGAGCACACCAGGGCGCACCGCCGCCCAAUCCGUCCAGCACCACCGCCGCGACCACCGCCGCCAACAAUAACAACAACACCUCCUCUUCCUCCUCCUCUUCCUCGUCCAUGGACAAGCAUCAGAGCCAGCACAUCGAGUGCAUCGUGUGCGGGGACAAAUCCAGCGGGAAGCACUACGGACAGUUCACGUGCGAGGGAUGUAAGAGCUUCUUUAAACGCAGCGUCAGGAGGAACCUGUCCUACACCUGCAGGGCCAACAGGAACUGUCCCGUAGACCAGCACCACCGCAACCAGUGCCAGUACUGUCGCCUCAAGAAAUGCCUUAAAGUCGGCAUGAGGAGGGAAGGUACGGGCUGGCGUACUCCUGUUGUUGCUAUCGCUGUCCAGAGGGGCAGGCUUCCCACCCAGUCUUAUCACGGCCAGUUUGCUCUGACAAACGGAGACCCCCUUCAGUGUCAUUCCUAUCUAUCGGGAUACAUCUCUCUGCUGCUGCGGGCCGAGCCCUACCCGACCUCCAGGUUCGGCUCCCAGUGCCUGCAGAGCAACAACAUCAUGGGCAUAGAGAACAUCUGUGAGCUAGCGGCCCGGAUGCUCUUCAGCGCCGUGGAGUGGGCCCGCAACAUCCCUUUCUUCCCGGACCUGCAGGUGACGGACCAGGUGGCCCUGCUCCGCCUCACGUGGAGCGAACUGUUCGUGCUGAACGCCGCCCAGUGCUCCAUGCCCGUCCACGUCGCGCCGCUGCUCGCCGCUGCUGGCCUGCACGCCUCCCCGAUGUCCGCGGACCGGGUGGUGGCCUUCAUGGACCACAUCCGGGUCUUCCAGGAGCAGGUGGAGAAGCUGAAGGUGCUGCACGUGGACUCGGCGGAGUACAGCUGCAUUAAGGCCAUCGUUCUGUUCACCACAGAUGCUUGUGGUCUGUCGGACAUGACGCAUGUGGAAGGUCUGCAGGAGAAAUCCCAGUGUGCUUUAGAGGAGUAUGUGAGGAGCCAGUAUCCCAACCAGCCUAACAGGUUUGGGAAGCUGCUGCUCCGCUUGCCUUCCCUCCGCACCGUCUCUUCCUCUGUCAUAGAGCAGCUUUUCUUCAUCCGUCUUGUGGGGAAAACGCCCAUAGAAACUCUGAUAAGGGACAUGCUGCUGUCCGGGAGCAGCUUCAACUGGCCGUACAUGCCUAUUCAAUAGAGGGGAGAGCUACAGCGGUGCUUCUACGGUCAGGAAAGGUCCCAAAACCUCAAAUCAAGUCAUGUCAGUGCGGCGUGAAAUCGCUGUUUUGCUUUGAACAAGGGGGGGAAAAAACUGCCAGUGGAACGAGAUAAAUACAGGUAUUUCAAAUGUAACAAAAAUAUCUGAAUUCAUCAUUUUCUUAUAAAGUACCAACUGCCAUUUCCUCGAGGAGUUAUCUUUCUUCUUGCUGCAUUGUGUCCCUAUGUGUCUAGAAAGGUCCCUGAAAUGAAUGAACCUUUUUGCCGACGUUAAACGAUUUGUCCCCACUGGCAGAAUUUUUUUCACUUGUUCGAGGAGAAACAACUUUUUGAAAUGACUGGCUAUGACGGACAUUUAUUUUUUAUUUUUUGCAGCGUGGUGACCACUCAGUCUAUGGUUUUGGGAUAACAAACGAUAUUUAUUGGACCCUGUGUGUAUAUUUAUCGUGCUUGUAAAUUAUGUUUCGGCUCCUUUUUAAAAUGUUUUACGUAUUUUUGCCCCGGCCAGUGAGAAAAACUGCAGGGAUUGUCUUGUGUUGAUCUUUUGUUUUGUUUUUUUGUAGUUUUUUUUGUUUUCAUACCUUCCAGACAUGGCACUUUGGACUUAAGGAACAUUGAAGAAAGAUUUAACACAGGCGUUUGAAACCCAUUGUCAACUGACUUUAACCUAUUUGCUCAACUGUGUACAGACCGAAGGGUGAGAUUGAUGCUCUGUUUUAGUUACUUUGGAGUCUUAUUCUGUUUGCAUUGUCGACGUACAAAGGAUGAAAAGAAAAGAGCAAAGAAAUAUUUGGAAAAUGCACUUCUCAUGAUCAGUGUUAGGCUGCGCCAAGUAAUGCAUUACUCCUUUCAUAGGUAAUAUCAUUACUUUCUGACCUUUGUAUUUCCUUAAAUAUUUUUAGUUAAUAUUUCCUUAAUAUUUUCCAUGUCUACUCUUUUUACCCUCUGAAAACAAUUUAAAAAACAGUUUUUCAUGUUUAUUUCUCAUGCAAUUAGUGAAUUUUGACAUUUCUCAGCUUAACUGAGAGAUGAUGACAAGAAGCUAAAUGUGAGAUAGCUGUACGUUAAUCCGACAUUUUCAUACUUAGAGGGGUCAAAGGGGGUUAAGAUCUUAUUCUUUAGACUGGUAACUUGUUACAAAGAAAAGUAAUGACAUUACUUCACUGGAUUAACGAUAAAUGCAUUACCAAACACUAAAUGAAACUGAUUUCCAGGUCUUUUUCACGCUGACUGUCUCAGAGAGAUUUAAAGAGCACUGGAGCAAUGUAUACUGUAACUACAGCCUCUUAAUGGGAUUCAUGAACUGAAUCCCAGCUCAAUUAACAAAUCUAUUUCAUUAUUAUUCAUGCAUAUAUGAGCCCAGGCCACUUAAAGGCACAAUAAACCACUGCAGGGUAUUGCUGAACCGAAAGUGUGUGUGAAUGUGCGUGCAUGUGUGUGUAUGUGUGUGUAUUUGUAUUUUCUUCUUUGACAACCAUUCUGAUGUACUGUGAAAGCAUAUUGGUUAACAUAUUGGUACCGUAUUAAAUUAUAACUCAAGAUUUAUAAAUAAAGUGUAUUUGGUUUAUUUUGCCAUUUCAAUUCUAUGUUGUUUUGGACAGUGUGUGAGCAAGAGUUUGUAAGUGUUGCCGUAAUAUUGUCACUUACCAGACGUUUAAAUCAGACAAGCUCCUUCCAUAUUGACAGGCCUGGUAUGAUUGUUCCUUAUUUAAAGAUAUGCUACAGGAAAACAUUUAAUUUCUCUGCAGUUAUGCUACACUGCAGUUUGAUCAGGGUGUCAACCGACUGAAACAUAUUUAAAACGUUGACGAAAUGCACAGCGCACGCACGGUUGUCCCUGAGAUGUAUUUAUUUCAUUUGAAAGCAGCUGCUCACUCUUUCAACAACCGUUGGACCAAAUUGAUUCUUUGCAUAUUAAUUCAAAUGUAUAAAAAACAAUGAAACAACCAUCGAAACAUGCAAAAAAUGUAUAUGUUCUCAUAUAGGGAGUAAUCCAGAAAUACACAAACAGUAGGAAACUAUAACCUCCAGUUAUGCCAAAUGUAUUUUCUGCUAAAUUUAACCAGUUUCAGCAUGCUUGUCACUAAGUUAACACCUCUUAACAAACAGGCUUUUUUUUGUUAUCAAGCAUGGUGUUCAUUCUUAAAGGUGGUUAAACUCUGCAUAAAACAAGAGAGCAGAAGGAAAACGGAAUUAUAAUCAUUUCUGUGUUGCCAGAUUGAGGAGGACAGAGGGGAUUAAAGCAGUUUCUUUGCUUCUUAGUGGACAGAGAGCUAAUGAGGGGCCCCUGAGUGCUCUGUCACAACAGUUUACCCUGAGGAGGAUGAAGCUGGGCGCUCGACGGCCCCUGGGUGUUCUGGGCCAAGGGGCCAACGUAAAACAAUGGCGCAUUUUCCCACACACGUACAGGUCCGAGAAGAAGAAAAUACCAAGGAGUAUGUAGGGGUGCAAUGGAGGAGGAAAGCCAGCUCAGCUCCGAGUGCGAUCUCCGAGCAGCAGAAGUAGCAGCACUGUUACUCAAAUGGGUUUUCACUUUCUUCCGUAUUUGCCAGUAUUGGUCAUAAAUAAAUCAGCGCCGUUCUCUGCUGCUAUUCGCAGCAUGGCUUGGACUCAGCCAAUCAGCUUUCAGGAUUGAAAAUGUGUAGCCAAUCAGAUCGCUUUAAAGA
Molecule: messenger RNA, 4509 nt
Organism: Anarrhichthys ocellatus (wolf-eel)
Lineage: Eukaryota; Metazoa; Chordata; Actinopteri; Perciformes; Anarhichadidae
Product: COUP transcription factor 2-like
Exons: 3
Coding region: 486-1823 (445 amino acids)
Biological process (GO): regulation of DNA-templated transcription
Molecular function (GO): sequence-specific DNA binding; DNA-binding transcription factor activity; zinc ion binding
Source: RefSeq, a predicted model, not a curated record